Messenger RNA from Rhizopus microsporus ATCC 52813, 1774 nucleotides. RefSeq names its product kinase-like protein. Gene Ontology annotation, molecular function: protein serine/threonine kinase activity; ATP binding. Bases 67 to 1617 code for a protein of 516 amino acids. Gene Ontology annotation, cellular component: cytoplasm. Gene Ontology annotation, biological process: intracellular signal transduction; protein phosphorylation. NCBI's taxonomy places the organism in Eukaryota, Fungi, Mucoromycota, Mucoromycetes, Mucorales, Rhizopodaceae. The record is from RefSeq and is a predicted model, not a curated record. The transcript is spliced from 2 exons.
CUUCUCUCUUUCUUUUUUUUUUUUGGCUUUUUGAAGCACUCCUUUUUUUAUAUAUAUAUUUAACUUAUGUCUAGCCCAGCCGCAAGUGGAGAUUAUUUCGAGUCUACAAGUGACACAUAUUUAUCUACUGGACCUUACUUUACCGACGAUCCUAUACCUAGAUCAACUUCACCUGACUCCCUACCAAUGCACCCUCAUGACGGCCCAGUUCCACCUUUAAGAGAAGGCAGUAGAGGAUCUAACGACACGAUGUCUUCUGAUAAUUUUUCCAUCACUACACCUCCCGUAACCACAGAGAGCCAACCAAUUCCAGUCAAGAAACCAAAGAAACGGUUGAGCAACGUCUUCAACAACGGAUUCUUUGGAUCUCUUAAAAUGACUCCAGCUUCACCCACCAAUCAAUCAUUGUGCUCUCAAUCUCCAGAUAUGACCGAUCGACGGUUUAGUGGUGCAUCCAUUCACAGCUCUAGCUCCGUUAGUAGCAGCGCCAGUAAAUUAAGUAAAUCCUUCACACGUCUCUUUCUCAGCACAUCACCCUUUAAGAGAAAUCACGACAUGACUUGCGGCUCACUCGGUGUCGUUCCUUUACUGACUGAAAAGUAUGGUGACUAUGUCAAGCCAGAGAAACGGUCGUCAAAGGGCAUGGGCUCUACAUCCAAGAAGAAUAUUGCUAGUGGUGCUACGGCUGUGAUCCGUCUGGUGCGACAGAGAACAGGUGGCCGUAUUUUGGCAGUCAAAGAAUUCAAAAAGAAAGAGAAAAGCGAAGAUGAGAAAGAAUAUGAAAAGAGGAUGCUUAAUGAAUAUUUUAUCAGCAAAUCAGUUUCAUCACAUUCUCACAUUGUCGAAACACUUGAUCUUGUUAAAGAUGAGAAGGCACGCUGGUGUGUCGUGAUGGAAUAUUGCUCAGGCGGCGAUGUAUUUAACCUUUUACAUGAAAAACCAAACAUGACACUAGAUGAGGUUGCCUGCCUCUUUAAACAACUCCUACUUGGCCUACAGCACCUUCAUCGUCUUGGCGUUGCGCAUCGUGAUAUCAAACCUGAAAAUUUAAUUCUCACAUCGACGGGAACACUGAAAAUUGCUGAUUUUGGCGUUGCUCAAGUCGUGCAAGAAAAAGACGGCAAUUGUUGCAAAAAUUGGUGUGGUUCAGAACCAUUUUGGUCACCAGAAAUGUGGAAGAUUACAAACAACGAAACACUCUAUGAUGCUAGAGCUCUCGAUGUUUGGAGUGCAGCUGCAACUUACUUUUGUAUUCGUUUCAAACAAUUACCCUUUACGGCUGCUUUUUAUACCGGCAAACCUAAAGGCACGCCUCCUCCCGAUGCUGUCGCAGGUUCACCUGCUGCUGUUGCAGCACAAGCAGAAGAUGGUGGUGAUGCAGAUUAUAAACAUUAUAUAGAUCAACGUCAGACGAUAGAACCAAGUGAAUGUGACCUCUUUAAAGAUUUCACAGCACCUGAACGACAAUGUCUUGCUGGCAUGAUGGACCCUGAUCCAAAAACUCGAUGGACUGUUGACCAAGCGUUAGAAUCUGCUUGGAUGACCCAAAUAGAAAUAUGUGAAAAUGGUAAACUCUCAAAUGGGUUUUACCACACUCAUUAUUGUGUAUUAAAAUAGUAGACUAUGUAUUAUAUUUUUUUUUCCUUAUGUAAAAUGUUUUUAUCAAAAGCCUGACAACAACGUAUUUAAUAAAAAUCGUAUAUUUAAAAAAGCUCUCUUUUUAGAGCAAAGUUCCUAUCAAGCUUUUUUUUUCCCUUUCUUGUGUUCUUUAUCA